AUGGUCAAGAUCAAUGAAUUCGCUGUGGAACGGUGGAUGGAUGAUUAUGAGACCGGUGCUAAGCACAAUCUCGCCGAGACUUGCUGUGCAUCAGUCUCGCUCGAUGACCUUCAUACAUUUUCCGGCCAGGAAACCGAUGCGAUAGAUUCAUCGCGGAAGCAAACCUAUGGUGCUAUUCGUGGCUCAGAGGCCCUGCGAUCCAAUAUUUCAAAGCUAUACUCUAGCAACACAUCUGCGCCUUUGUCUUCUAAGGAUAUUCUUGUCGCGAACGGAGCCAUUCAGGCCAAUUUUCUCGCUCAUUAUACCCACAUCGGCCCAGGGGAUCAUGUCAUCUGCCAUUACCCCACAUACCAGCAAUUAUAUUCGGUUCCACAGUCACUUGGUGCAGAGGUGGCUCUGUGGAAGUCGUCUGAAGACAAGGACUGGCAGCUAGACUUGUCGGAGCUUAAGUCUCUAAUUCAGCCAAAUACCAAGCUCAUCAUCAUCAACAAUCCUCAGAACCCAACCGGUGUCGUACUUUGCCGCGAAGUGUUGCAAAAAAUCGUGGAUAUCGCCCGGCAGCACGAUAUCAUCGUUCACUGCGACGAAGUGUAUCGGCCACUCUUCCACUCGCUUGGGAAUGGCUCAGAAAGUCCUCCCUCAAUCCUGGAUUUCGGAUAUGAGAAAGCUAUUUCAACGGGCUCGAUGUCGAAGGCUUUCAGUCUAGCAGGCAUUCGAUUAGGAUGGAUCGCUUCCAGAAGCUCCGAAAUUAUCGAAUCGUGCGCCUCUGUCCGACAUUAUACUCUGAUUUCGGUUGGACAGCUGAAUGACAGCAUUGCCACACGAGCACUGUCUGAUUCCUGUGUCGAUAAUUUGCUCGACCGUAACAUUCGACUUGCUCAACAAAAUCUGCAUGAUCUGGGCAUAUUCGUUCGCGACUAUGAGGGAAAAGCGACAUGGUUCCACCCGCGAGCUGGAACGACUGCUUUUGUCAAAUUUAUGAGGAAUGGGACCCCUAUUGAUGACGUGGCAUUUUGCCAGCAGGUGUUGGAGAAGAAAGGGGUACUGUUGGCACCUGGAAGUCGUUGCUUUGGCGAGGGAAACGACUUUAAGGGUUAUGUGCGGGUGGGCUAUGUUCCCGAUCGACAGGUUCUGGUGGAUGGACUCCAAGCCCUUCGGCUGUUCAUGGAAGAGGAUUUCGAAAAUUUGCCUCUGGCGGCUGUCUGA
Molecule: messenger RNA, 1206 nt
Organism: Penicillium argentinense
Lineage: Eukaryota; Fungi; Ascomycota; Eurotiomycetes; Eurotiales; Aspergillaceae
Product: putative aminotransferase
Exons: 3
Coding region: 1-1206 (401 amino acids)
Biological process (GO): biosynthetic process
Molecular function (GO): pyridoxal phosphate binding; catalytic activity
Source: RefSeq, a predicted model, not a curated record